Molecule: messenger RNA, 1358 nt
Organism: Eucalyptus grandis
Lineage: Eukaryota; Viridiplantae; Streptophyta; Magnoliopsida; Myrtales; Myrtaceae
Product: polygalacturonase-1 non-catalytic subunit beta-like
Exons: 2
Coding region: 519-1184 (221 amino acids)
Source: RefSeq, a predicted model, not a curated record
UUGUUUGGGUUAUCUUAAUGCAUGUCAGUAGAUCAAUUGUGUUUAUGUGUUCUUUAGGCUAACAAAGAAAUGUGAACGAAAACCCACUGGUGGGCAGCUGAGUUGGUCCGGCUUUGGGCACUUCAUCGCAAAGGUCCCGAGGUCCUCACCACCGUCGCUAGGGCCACUCCCGAGGCCGACUCCCUCGCCAACGAGGCUAACUCGAUCUCUCCCAAAGCAUACUUUGUCCAUUACUGGAAAAAGCAAAUCACCAACAACCUUCCCAAGCCACCAAUCCUCUUCUCCAAAGCGUCACCUCUGACGGCCGCGUCAGCGACCAUCUUCGCCGAACUCGUUGCCAAAGGCGCCAUCUCGGACCACCUCUUAUCGUUCUGCGAGGAGGCGCAAUUGCUCUGCUUCAUGAACUCAUCAUCUUAUGGGGUCGCAAAGACAAUUGACGCCCAACUAUACAAAGUAUACCCCCGCGGCCCACCCCGGAUACAAUUGUGGCAACUGAUGACAAGAAAGUAAAUGGGGGCAUGGAGCAGGGCUUGUUCUUUCGAGAGUCGAUGCUGAAGAGCGGGAAUGUGAUGCCAAUGCCCGACCUCCGGGAUAACUUUCCCAAAACGUCAUUUUUGCCUCGCCGCAUUUCCUCCAAACUGCCAUUCUCAACCUCGAAGCUCGCUGAGUUGAAGCAAAUCUUCCAUGCCAUAGAAAAUUCCACUAUGGAGAAGAUCAUGGCACAAACGCUAGGCCUGUGCGAGGGUGCAGCACUCCAAGACGAAACCAAGAGGUGUCUGGCCUCCAUCGAGGAUAUGAUCGACUUCGCCACCUCGGUUUUGGGUCAUGACGUCAUGGUCCGAUCCACGGAGAGUGCCAGAGGGUCGAAGCAGGAGGUCUUGAUCGGGGUGGUCAAGAGGAUCGAGGGCAGCGAAGGGAGCAAGCCCGUGGCCUGUCACCAGAGUCUAUUUCCUUACAUUGUCUAUUACUGUCAUGCAUUUCCAAAUGUCCGAGUUUACGAAGCAGAUAUACUAGAUCCCAAAUCCAAGGCUAAGAUCAAUCACGGUGUCGCCAUUUGUCAUAUGGACACAUCAACUUGGAGCCCUGCCCAUGGAUCAUUUCUGUUGCUUGGAUCGGGUCCUGGCCAGAUCGAGGUCUGCCAUUGGAUAAAUGAGAAUAACAUGAUGUGGACAAUUGCCAAGUAAUAAUGGAAGAACGAAGUGUGGUCAAGAUGGAAUAAACAUGGGUUCAGCCUGGUGAUCAAGAGAGAACUUGGUCUCUAACUACCUCCGACCGAAAGCCUCUCUUGCUUUGCAUUACAAUCUAUUUUGGUAUCUGAAUCUGAUAUCAAUAACAACGUGUUUGUGUUUGGUGUGAAA